CCUAUCGUCGCUGCCGCAAAAUGGUCUACCUUCCAUUAAACGCCAACAUCUACACGCUAUGCUUGAUAGUUGGUUUCAUUUGUGCUUCAGGCAUAGAGAGUGUUCAUUCAUCGCAAAAACACAAAUUGUGUGGCCCUAAAUUAACCAAAGUGCUUACAGAUGUGUGUUCGGAAUUCCCCACCCUACCCCCGCCUAACAAACGGAUGAACGGUGUCGACAUGAAUGACUACAAUUCGCUCCUAUCAUCUCAAGAUUGGCAAUAUGCAGUGGAACAACCGGAAGACAGUCAUAUGUUUGCAAUGGAAAAAUUCAACGAAUUCAUUCCUGACCGAUUUAUGCUUGACAAACGCAAUGGCAUUGUCGAAGAAUGUUGCAAAAGAGGGUGUACUUAUGAGUAUUUAAUAAAGAACUAUUGCGCCAACUGGUGAUAUGAACAACUUUUACUAUACCUAAGAGGCACUAUACAAGUGCCAAGUGAACAACGGCUGUCGUAUCACCGAUUAUCUUAAUGUCAAUUGAUGUAGCAAAUCAUUCAGAAAAAUGCAAAUAAAAAUCAUAAACGCAUUUGUUCCAGUCUAACAAUUAUUUAUUUCCCAACACUUCGAGAAAUGGCUUCAUUUUCCUCUAAAUUCUUAAAAUUUAAAUACAUUCUCUCGACCGAUCACAUUAGCCUCCGGUCGCGCUCACCACCGCCAUGUCGGCUCACAUCCCCGACUGGCUCUUCUGCAGUGUCUGAGCAAACCGCGUCGUAAUGAACAGCGACGUGUCGAUAAACCGAUUAACACAGUUAUUCAAGCAGAUCUCGGUGCGGCUGUCCAGCUUGUUGCUCGGUUUGUCCAUGCAUUUAUCCCAGCAAAUGUCGUUGAAUUCGUGAAUCUAC
Molecule: messenger RNA, 880 nt
Organism: Ochlerotatus camptorhynchus
Lineage: Eukaryota; Metazoa; Arthropoda; Insecta; Diptera; Culicidae
Product: probable insulin-like peptide 2
Exons: 2
Coding region: 21-428 (135 amino acids)
Cellular component (GO): extracellular region
Molecular function (GO): hormone activity
Source: RefSeq, a predicted model, not a curated record